Molecule: messenger RNA, 1420 nt
Organism: Tripterygium wilfordii
Lineage: Eukaryota; Viridiplantae; Streptophyta; Magnoliopsida; Celastrales; Celastraceae
Product: polygalacturonase-like
Exons: 3
Coding region: 49-1230 (393 amino acids)
Biological process (GO): carbohydrate metabolic process
Molecular function (GO): polygalacturonase activity
Source: RefSeq, a predicted model, not a curated record
CUCUUCUGCCUUGUCUUUCAUACACUUUCAUAAAUACAAAUACAAAUUAUGGCAGCAUUAUAUACUUGUUCACUUGUCUCAUUUGUGCUUUUCUUCACACUAUUCUCUGUUUCACAGUUGGGAGCAUUUGCAGCACAAUACAAUGUGGUCACUUUUGGAGCAAGACCAGAUGGCAACACUGACUCAACCAAGGCCUUGAUGGCUGCAUGGGCUCAGGCCUGUGGCUCCACAACCCCAGCCACCAUCUAUGUCCCCAAAGGAAGGUUCUUCCUUGGAUAUGUGGAGUUGAAGGGUCCUUGCAAGAAUUCUGCCAUUGUUGUUCAGAUUGAUGGUACACUCGUGGCACCUUCUGACUUAAAUUCUGAAAACUGGGUUAUCUUCAGGGAUGCUAGUGGUGUCACCAUCUCCGGCGGCACACUCGACGGCCAAGGCACCUCCUUGUGGGCCUGCAAGGCUUCCGGCAUGAGCUGCCACCAAGGCGCUACGUCACUGGAGUUCACAAAUUCAAACAACAUAGUGAUUGAGAGAUUGACAUCCUUAAACAGCAAAAAGUUUCACAUUGUCAUUAAUAGCUGCCAAAAUGUGAAAUUACAAGCAGUGAAGGUGUCUGCCUCAGGGAAUAGCCCCAACACCGACGGCAUUCAUGUUCAGGGAUCCGUCGGCAUCACAAUCUCGAACGCCAGGAUUGCAACCGGCGAUGAUUGCGUCUCCAUUGGCCCUGGCACAACUAACCUUUGGAUCGAAAACGUCGCUUGCGGACCCGGCCAUGGCAUCAGCAUUGGAAGUUUGGGGAAGGAGCUUGAAGAGGCAGGGGUACAUAAUGUGACAGUAACAGAAGCUCAAUUCAGUGGAACGGAGAAUGGAGUGAGAAUCAAGACUUGGGGAAGACCCAGCAAUGGUUUUGCCAGCAAGAUUUUAUUCCAACAUUGUACCAUGACCAAUGUCCAAAACCCAAUUGUCAUUGAUCAAAAUUACUGCCCCGAUGACAAAGGUUGUCCCGGACAGGCGUCCGGAGUUAAAAUAAGCGAUGUUACGUACCAAGACAUCCAUGGAUCAUCAGCAACUGAGAUUGCUGUGAAGCUGGAUUGUAGCAAGAAGAACCCAUGCAGUGGUAUUACAAUGGAGGAAGUGAAGCUUACUUACAAGAACCAACCAGCUCAAGCCUCUUGUGUUAAUGCAGCUGGUGGAACUGUUUCUGGUCUUGUUCAGACUGCUUGUAGGGGAGAUUGAUUAAUAAUAUAUAUCAAGAAUAUUAGGAAGCUAUAGAAGAAGAACCGCCAUUUGAGUACCGAAUUGAAGACUGUACUCAUUUAUGCGAGUACUAGUACUAUUAGGACCUUAAUGCUUGAGCCCUGUGGUGAUAUGGGCCGCAUUCUGGGCUAUAUUUCUGGUUUUCUUUUAAUAUUGAAUUAGAAAAGAA